AUGAAGAUGCUUCGACAAUUACUACAAUAUCUGCUUUUACAUUUUGUUACCUUGAAUCUAUUAACUCAAGGAAAUCCAACAACAAGUGAUGUGGAUGACAUGAAAUAUGAUGCGAUAUAUAAUGAUGGAGCAAUAAGAACCCCAAGACCACCGAAUACUUAUAAGCCGAAAAUUCCUAGUAUGAAGGGCGAACCUGAAAACGGACCUAAGUUUGUUCAGGACAGUUACAGAGCUACAAUUCUAGAGACAUGUGAACUGAAUGCUGCAAUACUUAAUGUAGAGGCCAAAGAUACACAUACAUCUCUCAUAAAGUACAGUCUGUCGGGACCUGGCAGUGAUUAUUUCCAUAUAAAUCCGCUGAAUGGAGUCAUAACUUUGGCCAAAGUCCUGGAAUACAAUAGUAUUAACAGAUUUAACCUUGAUGCCUAUGCUGAGGAUUCAAAGGGUUUUUCCAGCUCUGCACCAGUGAUCAUAGACAUACAGGAUGUGGAUACAAUGAAUCCUCAUUUUAUUUUUCCAUUAUAUGAAGGCUUGAUUUCAGAAAAUAAGAAAGGCAUCUUAUCUACCCACCCAGAGGAGAUAAAAGCUGUUGACGGUGAUCUUGGUAUAAAUGAGACUGUAUAUUACUCUAUCACUAAGGUGUACCCUCCUGAGUUCAGGAAUGUUCUUUCCAUUGACCAAUUUAAUGGAACCAUUUCUCUUAACAAUGAAAUAGACAGAGAAACUGUCAGUCAUCUCAUUGUGGAAAUUAAGGCUGUUCAACAAAAUAGUUAUUUUAAAAGUGCUGAUUCUGUGGUGCUGAUCACCAUUCUGGAUGAAAACGACAAUAUGCCAGAGUUUUCACAGGCCAUCUAUGAGGCUGAUAUACCUGAAAACUCACCAUCUGGAUCGAAGAUUCUUGUUCUAUCAGCCAGUGACAAUGACCAGGAUGGAUUAUCCAAUGGAUACUUCCAUAGUAAUAAUACCAUGUUCACUGUGGAUAAAAACGGGGUAAUGUAUUUUAUUCAUGGCAACCUUGACAGAGAAUUAACACCAAGAAUACAUGUCCAGGUCUGGGUGUUUGAUGCGGCAUCAGGUGGUCGUAAUUCCAGUGCAGAGGUCAUCAUAAACAUAACUGAUGUCAAUGAUAACAACCCACAAUUUCAUAACCUGCCUCUUCAUUAUACCGUCCCUGAAGGGGACUACACAGAAAACACACCACUCCUAGUGGCUACGUUAAAUGUAUCUGACUUGGAUACAGGAUUAAAUGGAAAUGUUACAAUAACUGUAAAUGCUGAAGAUGGAGACCAGAGUUUUAAAGUGCAGAAUGGGAAUAUUUUUGCGUAUGGACCAUUAGACAGAGAAGUAAAGGACAAAUAUGUGUUGUUUUUAGUAGCAUCGGAUAAAGGAAGUCCACCAAGACAGAGCUUUGCAGAUGCAGUGAUUGUCGUAGAGGACGUUAAUGACAAUGCGCCAACUUUCACUAAAGAAGAAUACUCUGCGGAACUGGUUUUAAAUAAAGUCAAAGCAGGAGCUACCAUUGUGUCUGUAUCAGCUACUGACCAGGAUUUCGGGAACAAUUCCCUUAUUUCUUAUAGGUUUGUGCAGCCUCAUAGUGGAUUUUCCAUUAAUGAAGAAAAUGGAGACAUUAUUUUGACAAGUGAUGUAUCUGCUGAUACCAUGAAAACUAAUGUAGUAUUACCUGUGAUCGCAACUGAUCAUGGUGCUCCGGCCUGGUCAUCUACUGCUACAGUAAUUAUCAAAGUUUCAGAAGGCCAAACAGAGUUUGUGAAUUCCACCUAUAAUUUCAGUCUUCUUGAAGGGAUGCCGGAAGGCAGUGAUGUUGGUUCCGUUGAGGUUACUUCAGGGCCAGAUGUGUCAAUAAUGUAUUUUGUUCAAACAUAUCCAGAUUUAUUCUCCAUUACAGAAAAAGGUACAAUUAUUACACGUGCCAUGUUAGAUCGAGAGGAACAAGACACCUAUAAUAUUCUUGUGACGGCUGUGGACUCUCAGGAUCCGCCUAAUACAGCAGCUGCAGUGGUCACCAUCAUAGUUAUGGAUGUGAAUGAUAAUUUACCAGUCUUUUCACCACUCAUGAACUCCAAUAUCACAUGUCUAGAAAACAAGAAUUUCCAGGAUUUGGCCAACAUUGUUGCUAUUGACCUGGACAUUGGAAACAAUAGUGCCAUAACGUAUUCUUUGGAAAAUGAUUUUAAUAGCACCUUUAAUAUUAACAGUGUUACCGGCAAAUUGAUGAAUAUAAAGCCAUUGGAUGCAGAUAAAAGGAAUAGCUAUGACCUCAAAGUUAUAGCUAAAGAUAGUGGGAUUCCCCCACAAACAUCAACAGCAUUGAUCCAUGUUACUGUUCAGGAUGUUGAUGACAACCGCCCCGUCUUCAAAAGGAAUAUAUACAACAUUACAGUAAAAGAGAAUGAACCCCCUCAUGUGAUACUAAAUGUUUCUGCCGUGGAUCUAGACUUUGGGCCCAGUACUUCCCUUUUAUAUUCCUUCAUUGAAGUCUCUGACUUGUUUUACAUUGGAGAAGAGUCUGGUUUUAUCUCCAACCUGAAGCCUUUAGACUUUGAAGAGAAGACAGAACAUGUAUUGACAGUGACUGCACGCAGCUUCGGAAACCCUCAUCCAGAGAGCACUGCCACCGUCAUAGUGCAUGUAGAAAAUGUCAAUGAAGAAGGGCCUACAGUGGAGCAUCCAACAUACCAUAUGGUAAUAUGGGAUGGGGAAUUUGCAACAGGAAGUAUUAUCCUUGAUAUUAAUGCAAAUAAAGGAAAUAAAGGUAUGGAUGAAGGGAUCCACUAUUCUAUUUCAGGUAAUAACAGCGAGGAACUUUUUUCAAUAGCAAAUGGAACGGGUCACAUAUUUUUAACAAAAGAUCUUCCAAUACACAGCUCCCCGGAGUAUUAUGCCCUUACAGUCACUUGCACGGACAGUGGGGCACCACCUCAAUCAACAUCUGUCAAGGUGUUUGUGGUUAUGUCACCAAGCAACAUUACUGUGCCAGUUUUCUCAUCAGAUUAUUAUAUUCCUGAAUCCCUCAAUAACUGGACUGUGCCUAAUACAUAUUUAAUACAGAUCAAAGCAUUUUAUUUACGCUCGUCCCUUAUAUACAGCAUAGAGGAUGAGAGGAAUGAAGAUUAUUUUGUCUUGGAUUCAAUGUCUGGAAUAAUGAGAACUAAGAAACUUCUAAAAAUCGAAGACUUUCCUUGCAAUGUGACUGUAAAAGCAACAGAUUCUCAAAAGCCCUGGAUAUACAGUGAAGCUAUGGUGCACGUGACUGUUACCAGUGAUAACCACUAUGCUCCUGUCUUCACUAAUUCUUUGAAAAAAGUGACAGUGAAAGAGGAGCAGACUGUUCCUACAUUUGUCGCUCAGGUUCAGGCUACAGACCAGGAUGCAGGCAGAGACGGUAUUGUCACCUAUUCUAUCCUGAACAGUCACUCCACAUUAUUUUCUAUAGACGACACAAAUGGAAAGGUCGUCGCAGCGAAACCAUUUGACUUUGAAAAUGGAACUCAUGAAUUCCAGGUUUUCAUUUGUGCGGAGGAUGAUGGGAUGCCACAUAAAAAACAAGACUACCUUACUCUCAUUGUCCAAGUACUGGAUGUUAAUGACUAUAAGCCAGAAUUUUCACCACAUGAGCCUAUGUAUGUUAAAGAAAGUGCACCAGCUGGCACCGUAGUUGGCCAAAUCACAGCCACUGAUGGGGAUAGUGGAGACAAUGCUUUCAUAGUCUACAGUCUGCUGGAUGGCAAUGACCAGUUUAGUAUAGAUAGACUACUCGGGAACAUUUUCGUAAAAAGCCCUCUUGACCAUGAAAUGAAAGAAAUGUCAAUGCUAACUGUUACAGCCCGUAAUAACAAGACAGCUCCAUUCUACCAGUCUACAACUAAUGUCACUGUUUUCAUACUGGAUGAAAAUGAUAAUCCUCCGCAGUUUAUGCAGAAAACAUAUUUCACUGAACUAGAUGUGAACAGUCCAGUUGGUUCAUAUGUGAUAGCUUUAAAUGCAACAGAUAAGGAUGAGGGCAAUAAUGGGGUUGUGGAGUAUUCCCUGUUGACUGACAUGUCACCCACUUCUUUUCUGUUUGAAAAUGUAAGAGAUGGAAAAAUAAUCACGGCUACAAACCAUCUGGAGCCUGGGAAAGUCAAUCUAUCAGUGAUUGCUAGAGACAGAGGGUCUCCUUCCCUCAGUGUCAUGGCCUCGGUCAUUGUCAAUUUAGUAAAUCUGAAGAAACCAUCGCCAGCUUUUAGCCCUAAUGAAGUAAGCACUGUUCUUAGGAACAAUAAACCCGAAGAUGAACCUGUAUUUACAUUUUCUGCUAAGAAUACUACAGGACAAAAUGUCAUGUAUAGAAUUGUGGCUGGUAAUGACAAAGGUCACUUUUAUUUGGAUGAGAAAACCGGAAAGUUAUGGACAACAAAAGAAUUUAAUAAAGAUGUCCAAUCGUUCUAUAAUCUCACUGUGGAGGUAGAUACACAGCCUAAUACCCAAGGUCCACUGCCUCCUAAUCGGGCUCAAUUACAAAUCACUGUACAAAAUGCCAAAGAAGGUCCAGUGUUUGAAAAGGAAAUAUACGUCUCUACGAUUGCAAACACUGUGCCACCUGGAUACCCCGUCAUUAAAGUCAAGGCCAGAAGCAGAGAUUCUAUGAGAAAGCCGAUAUUUUUCUACAAAUUGGUGAAUGAUUUAGGGGGAGAGUUUCAUAUUGAUAAUCACACAGGACAGAUAGUAGUUGCCAAUGUGGCAGGAAAAACUGCGACUUUUCAAUUGAAAGUAAAGGUGACAGAUGAAAAUGGACUCUCUGCCCAAACUUUGGUUCAGAUACAAGUGGAAUCUCCAUCUUCUUCAAGUGAUAUUUCAGAGAUAAAAAUAAAUCAGACAUCAGAGGAUGUCAAGCUGCAUAUGAAAAAAAUCCUCAGGGCCUUGGAAGAAGUACUGCAGAAUAAAAUUACAAACAUCAGCUUGAAUUCUGAUUCCAGUAAUAAGCAAGAUACAGAAAUUAAAUUUAAAGUUGCUGGCGAAAGUAACCAAGAAAUAGACAGAAAACUUAAAGACAACUUACCCACAAUUCAGAAACAGCUGGGUUUAAUAUUUGGAAAGCCCACAGAUAUCUCCAUACCACAACCCCACAACUUUGCCCUGUUUAACAAAGUUAUAGAAGCUGUAGGCGGUGUGGCCUCUGUUGUGAUCCUGGCGGCUGCUAUUGCUGCUGCAGCAUUUUUUCUGACAAGGAAGCGCUCCAAAAGAUCAAGUAGUGAAUUGAGUGAUAAAACCAAUUCUGCAGGUGGCAGUGAUAUGGGCUCAAACAACAUUGUGAAAAAACAGAAUGGAGAUAAAAAGCCAGAUAUUAAUGGUGAUCAAUGUGGAGUACCUCCGCUUUCUGGAACUCAGAGUGAGAAAGAUGAACAUAUUGCUGGUGAAGAAAAGAAGAGAAAGAAGAAGCAACAUUUUGAUGCUGAUCACAAUGACACAUCUAAGCUCUCUGGAACUCCGAGUGAAAAUGAAAAACUUGAAGCUAUUUCUGAAGAGGAAAACAAGAGCACAGACAAAGAAGAUGAGGAGUCUACUGAAAAGAAGAUGGAUGAAACUGUGGCAGACACACCGGAACAAACUGAGGAGAACACCUUACCGGAUGAAGACUGGAAAACUUCCCAGAAUCGCUCCAAAAGAUCAAGGAAUGAAUUGCUUGAUAAAUUCUUUUCUGCAAGUGGUGGUGAUACAAGCUCAAGCAACAUUGUGAAAGAAGAGAAUGGCCAGAAGAAGCCAAAUAUUGAUGCUGAUCAAUAUGAUGUAUCUAAACUUUCUGAAACUGAGAGUAAAAAUGAAAAACAUGAAGAUACUUCUAAAGAGGAAAACAAGAGCACAGACAAAGAAGAUGAGGAGUCUACUGAAAAGAAGAUGGAUGAAACUGUGGCAGACACACCGGAACAAACUGAGGAGAACACCUUACCGGAUGAAGACUGCACAAAUGAGGGAGACAAGGAGCCUCCUGAACAGCAUAUGGAUCAAACUGUGGCAGACACACAGGAACAAACUGAGCAGAACACCUUACCGAAUAAAGACUGGAAGACUUCCCAGAAUCGCUCCAAAAGAUCAAAUAAUGAAUUGCUUGAUAAAUUCUUUUCUGCACAUGGCGGUGAUAUGGGCUCAAGCAACAUUCUGAACAAAGGGAAUGGCACAGAGAAAGCAGAUAAGGAGUCUCCUGAACAGCAGAUGGUUCAGACUGUGACCGACACACAGGAACAAACCGAGCAGGACACCUUACCGGAUAAGGACAGCACAGAGAAAGCAGAUAAGGAGUCUCCUGAACAGCAGAUGCUUCAGACUGUGACCGACACACAGGAACAAACCGAGCAGGACACCUUACCGGAUAAGGACAGCACAGCUCCUACAGAUGAGGAAAUACUAGAUGUGGAGAUAAGUGAAACAGUAACAUAUACUGUGGAGCCAUCUGAUGAAAACAGCGAAUCGGAGCAAAGUGUACAUGAAGUUGUAACAAUAACUGAAGAAGAAAUAAUAAAAAAAAAAGACGGAGAAGAGAUAAAGAUAACCGAGGAGAAACAGAUAGAAUUAGUAGAAACGUGGGAAUCCUAUGAGAGUACUGAAGGUUCUGAAACGGAUCCUACUAAAAAUGAUGAAAUAAAGGAGGAGAUCCCUGAAUCCACAGAUGAUGUUGUCAUCAUUCAAGCGAAUGAGCAGAGUGAUGACAAUGAGAAGAUGACAUGUGCUGGUAAAAUUGUGGACGGGGAAUAAAAACAGGAAUAAAAACACUGCUUAUUUCUAAACCUAUUUUUACAUUGCACCUCACAGUGACUUCAGAGCUUUAUGCGAU
This is a messenger RNA of Hyla sarda, 6829 nucleotides long. Its product is annotated as protocadherin Fat 4-like. The record is from RefSeq and is a predicted model, not a curated record. The coding region runs from base 1 to 6750 and encodes 2249 amino acids. Gene Ontology annotation, molecular function: calcium ion binding; cadherin binding. NCBI's taxonomy places the organism in Eukaryota, Metazoa, Chordata, Amphibia, Anura, Hylidae. Gene Ontology annotation, biological process: adherens junction organization; calcium-dependent cell-cell adhesion; cell-cell junction assembly. Gene Ontology annotation, cellular component: adherens junction; plasma membrane; catenin complex. The transcript is spliced from 48 exons.